This is a messenger RNA of Naumovozyma dairenensis CBS 421, 399 nucleotides long. It is a transcript of the gene FYV4, whose product is annotated as mitochondrial 37S ribosomal protein mS41. The transcript has a single exon. The record is from RefSeq and is a predicted model, not a curated record. Gene Ontology annotation, cellular component: mitochondrion. Lineage: Eukaryota; Fungi; Ascomycota; Saccharomycetes; Saccharomycetales; Saccharomycetaceae. The coding region runs from base 1 to 399 and encodes 132 amino acids.
AUGUUGGCAUUGAGAAGAUUAACAUCGAGAAGGAUACCUUUGAUCACUAGAUCUAUAACUACUUCUUCUACGUCGAAUAGGCUAAUAGGAUCAGAGAAACUCCCCGAUGUGUCCGCCUUCUUAACCAAGAUAGGCAGGAAUUGUACAGAAUAUACAGAAACGUAUGAGAAUCAAUGGGACAACUUAUUGAAAUGGGAUGGUAAGAUGUUGAAAGAGAAGGGGAUCCCCGUGAGACAAAGGAAAUAUAUUUUAAACCAAGUGGAGAAUCUUCGUCAGGAGAAAAUGGAUUGCAUUAGAGAGAUUAAAUUGGGGAAGAAAUCCUUUUUUGGUGGAGAGAGGAACAGGAAGGCAUUUAAAGCUAAAUGGGAAGCUGAACAACGGAACAACAAUAAGAAGUAG